UGGCUGUGUCUAUGGAUUCAUUUGCACUGCCACAUACCGUUACUCGUAUGCUCGCACGAUAUGCACGUUCUGUCCGCUGCGCGACGACCGUAGCACGGCAAACUCCCAUUUCUGCCAGAUUCCAGUCCAACACACCUCGUAGAGAUGCUCCACCUGUCGAAUCAGAGCAUGUUUUCGCGAAGCCGACGCUGUUCGUUCUUGAUGUUGGAAAACGAACCCUCAAAUUCACCUUUGGAGGCUUGGUAAUUGUAGGAGUUGUCGCACUGGGCACCCAUGAAGCCUAUCAUCAAUGGAUAGAACGGGUGGAACUAGCACCGAGGGCAGAUGAUGACGAAGUUGGAAAAUGGGAAUGGGAUGCAGAGACUCCGGGGUGGUCGGGGGAUGCAGCCAAGGGAGGCACAGACCCUGGUCUUGGCAUGCAAGGGCGACACCUUGUUCGUGCAGCAUGGGCGUCGCAAACUUGGGCGCCAGCAGUGGGCAUCACUCCUGGUACUCAAGCCAAUCCCUCGAGUGGCCUGACAGACCUGUCUACGGUCGUCGACGCCCGUUUGUACUACGGCGAAAAGUACCUACGAGAGGCACUUGAUAUUGCAGAAAAGAAAGAAAGCAAACAAAAGCUUCAUCCGAACACCUUGCCCACACUAUUGACGCGUCACGCUACAGUUCUCGAAAAAAUGGGCAAGGACUCUUGGGCCAAAGCAAAAUCUCAGUACGGACGCGUCUGGGCCAGCAAACCGUCAGCAUCCGUAGCUCUGAAGAUUGGUGAUCUUUCCAAUCGACUGGGACAGACGGAAGAUGCUUUGGCUUGGUGGGCGCGCGCCAUUCAGUUGACUCAGAAGGAUCCCACCGCUUUGGUCGAUACAGCGAAGCCUGCAGUACCUACUGUCGCUUCUUCAUCUCCAUCAGCCCAGCGUGUUCUUUCCUCUGUACUUGUCUCCCUGUCUGCCUUCUACGCCACCAACCGAAACUUCCAAGAGGCGGAAGAAAUAGAAAAUAGUGCAUUAGACACACUUCGAUCUAUGACACAGCCAGAAUCUCCGCCCAUUUCCCCUUCUAAAUCACUCCACAUUUCGACUCUACUCCAACGGUCAUCUGUUCUCUCCGUCCAUCAGGCAGAGGUGCUGUAUGCACGAGGCAAGUCGCCGAAAGAAUCUAUUAAAUGGCUUUCAUCAGCGGCAGAGUCCUCCGAGAGUGUGCCUGCUUGUAUAGAUCAAGUUUCACCGGUAUACAAGCAGACCAAAACCCUGCAGGCCCCAGCAACGGACUUGCUACGAGACGCUCGCCGAACUGCUUCGGAGGCGUGGAACUUGAUGGGCAUUUUGAAAGAACAAAUAUCCGGUCGCGACCAGCAGUCCGCUCUCGAAUGUUACGACCGUGCUUUGCAUUGGGCAGGAAAGUUGAAUGACGCUGGUGAACGCAUUCCGGAUGUGAUAUUAUCUCGCGAGUGGAAAGUCAUCAUGGACAACUACACUCGACUAAAACGUGCCACCCAGCCCGAAAAUCAUACACCGUAAUACAGUUGACAUCAUCGACCUGAUUUUGCAUGUACCAUAUAGCUUGAAGUAACAGCGCUCUAUCGAUGUAUUAAUAUCAAACGUGAGGAGAAAUGUAUGUUUCGCUACAAUGACAACUAAAUAUACGCUACAUAUUAUUGAAUCCAACCAAAUGGUCCUGAAUAUCGACUAGCUGGGAUAAAGAUAUGAAUCCUCUAUGAUGUUUCGCGAACUAGGGCGACAACAACUGUUACAUCGUCAAGUUUCUGGAUUAUUAGGACACUCCGUGAGUAAGUGGGGACUGCCAGUAGCCAAUGAAACUUACUCCUCCCCGGAAGAACAUGCCUUGCCUGGCGGCUUCGCUCUCGAAAGGACUACGCCUACC
Molecule: messenger RNA, 1878 nt
Organism: Desarmillaria tabescens
Lineage: Eukaryota; Fungi; Basidiomycota; Agaricomycetes; Agaricales; Physalacriaceae
Exons: 4
Coding region: 12-1514 (500 amino acids)
Molecular function (GO): protein binding
Source: RefSeq, a predicted model, not a curated record